AUGUUAGUUGCGGAAGGGUUCCAGGAAGCAAGAACAUUAGCUCGCAAGUUCAUCACUCUAUAUACUUUGUGUAAAGAAUUGCUUUCAAAACAAGAUCAUUAUGACUGGGGUUUGAGAGCAAUUAAAUCUGUGUUGGUCGUCGCUGGUUCAUUAAAGCGUGGGGAUCCUGGAAGAGCUGAGGAGCAAGUGUUGAUGAGAGCUUUAAGAGACUUCAAUAUUCCUAAAAUAGUAUCGGAUGAUGUCCCUGUUUUUAUGGGACUUAUAGGAGAUUUAUUUCCUGCAUUAGAUGUUCCAAGGAAGAGAGACUUAGAAUUUGAAAGAACAGUGAAACAAGCAGCAGCUGAAUUAAAUCUACAGCCCGAAGAUAAUUUUAUUUUGAAAGUAGUUCAACUGGAAGAAUUAUUGGAAGUACGCCACUCAGUAUUUGUUGUGGGCACUGCUGGAGCUGGAAAAACUCAAGUGUGGAAAACCUUGUUUAGAGCUUACAAAAAUAUGAAACGCAAGCCAGUUUUUGAUGAUUUAAAUCCUAAGGCAGUUACUAAUGAUGAAUUGUUUGGGAUUAUUAAUCCCAGUACCAGAGAAUGGAAAGAUGGUUAG
Molecule: messenger RNA, 597 nt
Organism: Gryllus bimaculatus (two-spotted cricket)
Lineage: Eukaryota; Metazoa; Arthropoda; Insecta; Orthoptera; Gryllidae
Source: the annotation of a GenBank genome assembly